CCGCAAGAUGGCGGCCCGUGAUGGGCAUGGUAACAGAUCGACAAUACUGCCAAUAAUCAAACCAAAGCGGCAUGAAGUCAAAAAGACAAGAAACGAGAUGAGAUAUAGAGCUUUUGCUAAGCCUUUGACGCUACCCAGCUUGGAUUUAGUGUACGCUGAUAUUGAAAAAGUAUGCACUUUAUUUUCCAAGAAGCAGCUUUGCAAAAAAGUUAGCGAGUGGUUUGCGAACUGGAGGCCUUGGCAGCAACGCAUUUUACUGUGCAGUUUAACUGAUAAAUGCUCGAAGAGUCAGCUUCAUGCUCUUGUGACUUCUUUAGAGCCUGUGUUUCACCGUGAUUUUGUCGCUCAGCUCAAAGGAACCUAUCCAACCAAACUUCUUCAAACAAAGUUUGUACAUACGAUGUCUAGCAUGGUGGAAGAUAGCGAAUUUCGYCGUUACCGUGGCUUAGAUCCUGUAGCAGCYAUGGCAGAAAAAGAUAUUGCAGAAAUGAAAAAUAUAGAAAAACUUGAAAAAUUACUGGAAGUAAACGAGGAWGAGUUUGAUUACGAAGCUUGCUAUCAUGACGUUACCGUCGAAGAAGGUGUGGAAUAUGAUCAUUAUUCUGACGAAAGCGAACUGCCUUUUGCUAACUUUGCUGUGACUCCAGCUACUGAAGUCGGGGUAAUCUCGACGAGACGACACGAGCACGCUCCACCAUUCUUAAGACGAGUUAGCACUCAUAAUUUCUUCCAUUGCGACGAUAAACGCUCAGCUAAACUAGGUGAUAUGAARAGUGUGCGACGUGCCGGCGAUAAAAACUGGCUGUACGGAGCUGAUCCUCUUACGUUUAAGUCUUCAAAGUGGUGGCAGGGGCACAAGGGACAAACAUUGCUUACUGCUAGGAGAACUAGACUUUCAAAGUACUUUAAAAUGCAGCUCAAUCAAAUCAAUGAGUGGCUGGAUGARUGGCUACCGCAUGAGAGAGUUGAUAUGCUGGCAGAGGUCGUCAAGUGUUGUAAUCCAGAUUGCUUGAACUUCUUUGCCUUGUGUCUUGGAAGAAGAAAUUUGCUGUAUAUGAUUAAAUGCAUGUACAUGCAUGUAUUAUUAAUCAAUAUUAUACAUUACAUUCAAGCCAACAGAAGUCAYGUAAGUAUUGUUUGGUUGCAGGGYCAUAUGGAUGGAGUGUAUUGUUUACAGUUUGACACCAGGCGAGUUAUGACMGGUUCACUAGACCGAACACUACGAAUCUGGGAUGUAAGAAGUGGAAAAAGUAUACAUAAAGUCAAAGGUCACAAGGGUGGGAUUCGGUGCCUUCAAUUUGAUGAUGCCAAGAUUGUAACAGGUUCCUGGGACAUGACUAUUAUGGUUAGUCUUUUGCUGUUCACAAAUAUGUUCCUUUUGUUGAGUUUUUUUUUUUUUUUUUUUGCUGUCAUAAACUUAGUAGAUCUAGUAAUGGUUGUUUUGUUUUUCAAGGUUUUUGGUAGAUUAGUUAUGAGUGGUUCUACGGAUGGUAUGAUAAUGUUCUGGGAUUAUGACACUGGAUUUUGUGAGGCAGGCAUACAAGCACACGAGGGAUCCGUGCACUCUAUCUCGACUUGUGGUGAUCACUUUGUGUCGUCGGGAGGCGAUAAUUUGAUCAAAGAAUGGGACAUGUGUACGUGUACUUGUUUGCGGACCUUACAGGGACAUAAAGGUCCCGUGCAGUGUGUUAGGGGGACCUACAAUCGUAUUUUAUCGUGCUCUACUGAUGGCACUGUUAGGAUUUGGGAUUUAGAUCAACGACGUUCACAGAACGAACCAAGAAAUAUAUCUCUUCAUGAGAAUACCAUAGAAGCAAAAGUUGUUCGAGCUGACAAAAAUACAACCCAGAAUGCAUGAUAAAUUAUGAAAAUUGUAUAACAAACAAACAUAUAUUUAAUCAAAUAUUUUAUUGCAAGUA
Exaiptasia diaphana is the source of this 1919-nucleotide messenger RNA. Its product is annotated as mitochondrial division protein 1. The coding region runs from base 8 to 1858 and encodes 616 amino acids. NCBI's taxonomy places the organism in Eukaryota, Metazoa, Cnidaria, Anthozoa, Actiniaria, Aiptasiidae. The record is from RefSeq and is a predicted model, not a curated record. The transcript is spliced from 9 exons. Gene Ontology annotation, molecular function: protein binding.